Molecule: messenger RNA, 1549 nt
Organism: Agrilus planipennis (emerald ash borer)
Lineage: Eukaryota; Metazoa; Arthropoda; Insecta; Coleoptera; Buprestidae
Gene: Spx
Product: splicing factor 3B subunit 4
Exons: 2
Coding region: 1-1182 (393 amino acids)
Biological process (GO): positive regulation of mRNA splicing, via spliceosome
Cellular component (GO): nucleolus; U12-type spliceosomal complex
Molecular function (GO): RNA binding
Source: RefSeq, a predicted model, not a curated record
AUGGCAAAUGGACCCAUUGCAGAACGUAAUAGAGAUGCUACAAUUUAUGUUGGUGGCUUAGAUGAUAAAGUGACAGAGUCUUUAUUAUGGGAAUUGUUUGUUCAAGCAGGUCCUUUGGUAAAUGUUCAUAUGCCAAAGGAUAGGGUUACAAUGAUGCAUCAAGGAUAUGGCUUUGUAGAAUUCAUGGGAGAGGAAGAUGCAGAUUAUGCAAUUAAAAUAAUCAAUAUGAUUAAGUUAUAUGGAAAACCUAUAAGAGUGAAUAAGGCAUCAGCUCAUCAAAAGAAUUUGGAUGUAGGGGCAAAUAUAUUUAUAGGAAAUCUAGAUCCUGAAGUAGAUGAGAAACUUUUGUAUGAUACUUUUUCUGCCUUUGGAGUUAUACUUCAAACCCCUAAGAUAAUGAGGGAUCCAGAAACAGGAAAUUCAAAAGGAUUUGCCUUUAUAAAUUUUGCCAGUUUUGAAGCUUCUGAUGCAGCAAUUGAGGCGAUGAAUGGUCAGUAUUUGUGUAAUAGGCCCAUAUCAGUGUCAUAUGCCUUUAAGAAAGAUGCUAAAGGCGAAAGACAUGGCUCAGCAGCUGAAAGAUUGCUUGCGGCGCAGAACCCGUUGUCACAAGCAGAUCGACCUCAUCAAUUAUUUGCAGAUGCACCACCUAUGAAUAUGAUGCCACCUGUUAUGACUAUGGCCCCGCCACCACCACCAGUAAUUCUAGCAGGAAUGAUGCCUCCACCUCCUCCGACACCCACAAGUAUGCCGCCCCCACCACCUCCUCCAGUUCCACCACCAGCUGCCUUUCCUUCUGGUAUUCCUCCACCUCCUUUGCCCCCCUCUCAACCGCCUCUGCCUCCUGGUGCGCCACCAGCGCCUCCUACUUCGGUUUCUUUAGGAAGACCUCCACCACCUCCUACUCCUACAUCCCAACCUCCAUCAUCUUUACCACCGAAUGCGCCUCCACCACCGCGUAUGAUGCCUCCACCGCCAAACUGGCAAGGUCCUCCACCUCCAGGAGGUUCAGCGAAUUUGCCACCGAAUUUACCUCCACCGCUUCCACCUGGAGCCAGACCACCCCCAAAUUGGAGACCACCACCGCCUUUCGGAGCACCCGGAAGACCUCCAUUUCCACCACGUGGUCCACCGCCACCUCCUCCCAAUCAAUUCGAUGGAAAUUAUACUGAAGGAAAUUGGUAAAAAAUUGGCACUAAUAGUAUUUCAAGUUGAAUCGAUUACGAUAUGAAGAAACGCUAAGGUGAUUAAAUCAAGGACAAUUAAAAAUUAGGUCAUAUUUGUAUUUUUUUAUAGAAUUAAAUGAAUUACAGAGUUUUGUAUUAAUUGUAAAAUUAUUCAUUCGUUUUUUUUUUUAAUUUCCGUAGUACUUGAGAUGUUUUCGGUUUCAAUUUUUUUUUUUUAAGUAGCAUUAAUUAAAUAUUCGUUUUGUGACCUUGUUCUUAUUUUAGGAAUUGUUUAGAUAUAGCUGAAUUGUGUAAAAUACAAAUAAGAUCCUUUAUACGGUUACAUUACCUUUUAUGCUAAAAUAAAUCAUCUUUUUGAACAUUUA